AUGAGUAGUUUACAAAGAGUAUCGACCAGUAGUUUGGCUAGAGGUGAAUAUACCCAAGAAGAAUUGGAUAGGAUUCAAAUCACGUUAAGUAAAGUGUUAGGACCAGAAUACAUAUCAUCAAGACCUGGAGGUGGAGGUCUGAGAGUUUCAUAUUUAGAAGGUUGGAAAGCUCUUAAUCUUGCCAACGAAGUGUUUGGUUUCAAUGGCUGGUCUUCAGAAAUCAUCUCCACUACAGUAGAUUAUUGUGAUACUAAUGAACAAGGUAGAGUAUCUAUUGGGAUCUCAAUAAUUGUAAGAGUUACUAUCAAAGAUGGUACUUUCCGUGAAGAUAUAGGUUACGGAUUCAUUGAUAAUGCUAAAGGUAAAGCUGCCGCUUUUGAAAAGUGUAAGAAAGAAGCUUUUACUGAUGGUAUUAAAAGAUGUUUGAGAUGUUUCGGGAAUGUUUUGGGUAAUUGUCUCUAUGAUAAGAACUUGUUAGCCAAAUUAAGACAUGCCAAUAAAGAGAAUAGUGCUUUAACUGAUGCCGAUAUUUAUAAGAAUGAUGAAUUACUGAAAAUUGCCAGACAAAGACAGGAGAAAGUUCAAGUAUCGUCAGUUUCUACUGAACAAUUUGAAGAGAAUUUGAAGAGUUAUCAGAAAUCGGCUCCACAAUCCCCACAACAAGAACACAAACAGCUUCAACCUUCAGGGGCUCAGAAAACAGAUCCACCUAAAACUACUACAGCACCUUUAAUAAGUACGCGUACCAAACCUAGUGAUGACGAUUUUGACGAUUCUUUUUUAUUCAGUGAUGAUAUUGAUGUUAACAAAAUGGAUGAUUAUGAGAUGGAAAUGAUAAUGAACAAAGGAACACCCGAAGCUGCACAAAGCAAUCAGACCAAUCAAACCAAUGCAAAUCAAUCAAAUCAAUCACAUAACACCAACCCACCUCAAACUAAUACUGCUCCUGUAAAUCAAACAAAUACUGCACCUCAACCUGAUGCCAACCCAACUGUAGGGUUCAUAAGUGCUCGAGGUGCUGAUUUAUUGAAAACUCCUGGCUCAGAUGUUCCUGAAUUCGAUCCAAAAUUCAUCUCCCCCAAUAUGAGACGUACUCUUGAUCCAACCAAAAGUGUACCUGUUAAAAGAACUGAUCUCACCAGUGUACCCUCGACUUCAAUUCCAAUCCCUGAACCCUCAGAUACUCCCAGUAAAGGUAAACGUAUAGGAGCUCCUUCUACUUAUAGGGCUCCAUUGAAAAGGAUUAAAGAGAAUUUACCCUGA
Molecule: messenger RNA, 1263 nt
Organism: Yamadazyma jaroonii
Lineage: Eukaryota; Fungi; Ascomycota; Pichiomycetes; Serinales; Debaryomycetaceae
Source: the annotation of a GenBank genome assembly